AUGUAUAUCCCGUCCAACAGGCCCAACCUCUUUACCAAGCGAUACAUAGCCGCCGCUGUGCUGGCAAUCGUCCUGUUCUUGUUCAUAACUAGUAAUUCCGGCCCGGAUCUCGACACGCUGCGCUCUCAGCUCACCGAUUUUGCUCUCCCCGGACAGAAAGGCAGCUGGAAGACGCGGAAGCAAUUUGUGAAGAGCGCGUUGGCCAACGACAUCUACACCACUCACUAUGACGGGGCAGCUGUGCGGAAGCUGUGCGGCGAGGCCAAAUGGCGCGACGACAGGAUAGUUGAAUGUAAUCGGCUCGCAGGUGGCAUUGGCAACUUGAAGAUCAACUUGCUUGGCUGCGUGAGGUUCGCCAUUGAGGCUGGGGGAAUCCUCAUAACACCGGUCCUCCACGGCAGGGAGGCCUUUGAGAAGAUGGAGAAUAGCUUUGGGUGGGACACCGACCUGCCCAUCUCAUACAUGUUCGACAGCGAUCACUUCUUCGACACGCUGGCCAAGGACUGUCCUCAGCUGCACAUAGUCGACGAGGACGACCCGUCACACAACAUCCCGCCCAAGAGCGAGGUCCAAGCCAUCAGCCCGAAGAGGCUCAUCCCAGUGUUGCACAACAACGUCCUCGUCGACGCCUCCCAGUGGAGGCCCGCGCUCGACCAGCGCAUCGAGGACAUCGUGGCGCAGAACAACCUCGCCCAGCCGACGAGCGAGCACCCGAUCCGCAUGACCUUCGACGACGUCGCCUUCUCGUGGCCGGUGCGGUACGACGGCGACGAGUUCCGCAGCGACUUCGGCCACGUCGCGCGGUUCCCCCGGCACAUCCGCGAGCUGUCGGCGCGGGCCCUGUACAAUCUGUACAGGAAGCUCGGCGUCGACCAGAGCCCCGCGGGCCCCUCGAGGGCGGCCUUCCUGGGCGCGCACGUGCGCACCGAGGCGGACGCGCAGAUCGAGGCGUGGACCUCGUUCGCGACGCAGAGCGCCAACAUCCGCCAGCAGGUCGAGGCCAGCCAGCUGGGCGCCGUGUACGUGGCGACGGGGACGGCGAGCGACGUCGACAGGCUGCGGGAGGACCUGGCCGACGUGCGGGUGCGCGCCAACGACACGCACACGGCCACGGGCGUGCAGGUGCUGCAGAAGUGGGACAUACUCGACGAGGCCGACGUCAUGCUCUUCGACGAGCUCACGUGGGACCAGAUGGCCCUCGUCGACCUCGACAUCAUGCUCCGCGCCAGCCGCUUCGUCGGCAUCUGGGAGAGCAGCUGGAGCUGGACCAUCGCCCUCAAGAGGCAUGCCUGGAGCGAGCUGGACCCGUACGACUACGACACCCACGCCGUCACGUACGAGGACGAGUAUAGCGUCCUCUUCGGCCCGGUGGGCGCGCAGCCGGUCAUUGAUCCGUGCAUGUGGCUGUGA
Messenger RNA from Diaporthe citri, 1410 nucleotides. RefSeq lists its product as uncharacterized. The coding region runs from base 1 to 1410 and encodes 469 amino acids. The transcript has 2 exons. The record is from RefSeq and is a predicted model, not a curated record. NCBI's taxonomy places the organism in Eukaryota, Fungi, Ascomycota, Sordariomycetes, Diaporthales, Diaporthaceae.